AUGAAGAUCAAGUGCACUUACGCCAAUUGCUUCAAGCAUUUCGACACCAAGAAGGCAAUGAUUGCUCACAAGAAGAGAGAUCCUGACCAUAGCUACUGUGAACGGUGUGACGUCGAUUGCGACGAUGACAUGCUCUACUUCAUUCAUCAAUUGGGAAGUCAGGCACACAAUUGCUGCCCGGUGUGCGGCACAGAAUUUCACAGUGUUGCAGCUAGGGACAUCCAUGUUGAGCAGAUGCAUCGACAAAGCCAGAAACUUGAAUGUGUAGGUUGCAAUUCUCGAUUCACAUCCGCAGCAUCAUUGAUGUUUCAUAUCGAACAAGAUGAAUGCCGAGUCAUCCGACAAUCAGACUUCAAAAUUCAGAGAGCAGAAAGACAACUCGAGAAGGAGGUUUGGGAGUCUGCCAAUGAUCCUUCCGCCUUUGGAUUGCCUCUAAUAGCAACUCGCCACCAAUCUCAAAGUCAGGGGACCACCGCCGGGAAUCUACUCGACGACGAACCGACAUCCCGUCCGGUGAGAAGCCUACAAAAUGCCAUCGGCGGGCCCAUCUCAGCAUCAUCACUUCAACAGUUUCCACCGCUGAAUUCGACUGGUAUCACAACAGCUUCCGGCAGCCAUUCACAUACCGCUCCAGUUGGACCCCACGACCUUAUUGAUCUUGAUUCAGCAAUCGUCGAUAUGAAACAGCUGCGAAUCUCACAAGCUGCCCUACAAAGAAACAUUGGUGCACUUGAAGGCACAACAAAGGCAAGUUACAAGGUCGAAGCAUGGUUGAACUCGAAUGAUCCAUCCUCCAAGCCUCCUCAAGACGAUGAUAAAGAAAUCGCAUCACUCUAUGACAAGAAGAGCCCCGCAGUCGACGAAGUCACCAAGCCUGAACCCACGGUUACACUGUCUAGUAUAAACGAAAACCACAACCACAUCGUCACACUACCUGCGAGCUCAGUCCUUUCAGCUACCACUUCUAUGACUGAUGUUGAACGCUUCUGGGAUGCCGUUCAACAGCAGUACGAAUGCCCAGCAUAUAGAUGCAAGCGCAAAUUCAACCGAGCUCGAGAUUUUCGCGAACAUCUUUUGAGUCCUGUCCAUGCAGGAGGUGAGGUCAUCUGUCCAACAUGUUUAAAACGAUUCAGAACUACAGCGUCAUGGGUUGCACAUACCGAGUCUGCGAGCAAGAAAUGCGAUAUUCGAAACAGUGCCAAUUUCAAUACAGUGAUGAGGGAAAUCACAGGUGGUUUGCUCAGCACGUCAGGCAACAUGGACGAUGGAACCACGCCAAACUUCGUUGCCCCCAGGAACAACAUACACUGGUAA
Messenger RNA from Exophiala bonariae, 1314 nucleotides. RefSeq lists its product as uncharacterized. Bases 1 to 1314 code for a protein of 437 amino acids. The record is from RefSeq and is a predicted model, not a curated record. The transcript is spliced from 3 exons. Lineage: Eukaryota; Fungi; Ascomycota; Eurotiomycetes; Chaetothyriales; Herpotrichiellaceae.